AUCAGUUGGUCACUCAGUUGUUGGUCCCAGACUCAGAAACUUGUAACACCUGUAACACUCCUCUAGCACCUGUAACACUCCUCUAGCACCUGUAACACCCCUCUAGCACCUGUAACACCCCUCUAGCACCUGUAACACUCUUGUAACGCGCUUGUAACACCUGACUGGAAAUGUCAGGUCUGUUAGCGGCUAUAUCAUGUCGUAGCCCCAAAGUUCCUCUAGGUGCCUUAGAUCCCACGCUGUUGUUGGCUCUUCAUUCUAGCUGGCUACCAGGCUUAAGAGGUGCUAGUUCAGGGGUAUGGAUGCAACUAAGGAUCAGUACUGGCACGUUAGGAAGACAAUCAAAAAAUGCACCACAGCUUCAUGGACAACAUUUUCAAGAUACAAGAUCUGCACUUGUUUCAAGGAAUUUGAGAUGGCAACACACCAGAAGUGGCAGGGGUGUUGCUGACACCUCCCUGCAUUUAGCAGCUAAUGAAACUAAAGCUUUAGAUGAAGCUGGUAAAUUUCAAGUUUUGAAUUCUUCUGAGGUUAAAAGGUUAUUUACACUUGCAAAACCUGAAAGGUGGACUUUAGCAUAUGCUAUUGGACUUCUGACAAUAUCAAGUACAAUAACAAUGGCUGUACCCUUUGCUCUUGGUCAUGUUAUUGACAUCAUCUACACAACUGAUGCACUAGUAAUGAAGCAGAACCUGCAGCGCAUAUGUGUAGCUUUAUGUGGUGUCUUUCUGACUGGUGCUGCUGCGAAUUUUGGCCGGGUGUACCUCAUGAAUGUUGCAGGCCAGCGUAUAACACGUACUCUUCGGUCAUCCGUUUUUUCUGCCAUCAUGAGACAAGAGAUAGCCUUCUUUGAUGUGAAUAAAACUGGAGAGCUUAUAAACAGACUCUCUGCUGAUACAGCUGUUGUCUCUCAAUCAUUAACUAUGAAUAUCUCUGAUGGGCUGAGAUCCAUAGUCAUGGCAUCAGCUGGGGUUGGCAUGAUGUUCUAUAUGUCAACUGAGCUGGCCAUAGUGGGGUUGAGUAUUGUCCCUCCAGUGGCCCUUAUGGCAGUGUGGUAUGGUCGAUACGUGAGAAAAAUUACAAAAAGUGUGCAGGACACCCUUGCCCAGUCAACCCAGGUUGCAGAAGAACGAAUUGCCAACAUUCGUACGGUGAGAUCGUUUGCGCAAGAGCCUCGGGAAGUGAAGAGGUAUGACAAAAAUAUUGACAGUGUGCUUCAUAUGACAUAUAAAGAAUCUUUUGCAAGAGGAAUUUUCUUUGGACUGACUGGGCUAAGUGGAAACAUCAUAAUUUUAUCUGUGUUGUACUAUGGAGGUGGUUUGGUGUCUGAUUCAGCCCUCACCAUAGGAAAGCUUUCUUCGUUCCUCCUUUAUGCAGCGUAUGUUGGCAUUGCACUUGGUGGUAUCUCUUCAUUCUACUCUGAAAUGAAUCGUGGUCUUGGGGCAUCUACAAGAUUAUUUAGUUUAAUGGACCGAAUGCCAAAGAUUCCUACAGCUGGAGGUAAUUUUUAUUUUUUUGUUAUUUAUUUUUUUAUUUUCUCAAUAAUUGAAAUAGAUAUUGCUUUAUAAUUCUGUACAGUUUAA
Molecule: messenger RNA, 1583 nt
Organism: Cherax quadricarinatus
Lineage: Eukaryota; Metazoa; Arthropoda; Malacostraca; Decapoda; Parastacidae
Source: RefSeq, a predicted model, not a curated record